GCUGCCGAGCGCUCAGGAUGCGCCGGGUGUCUGCGACCCUCCGCGGCAGGGCGAGGCCCCGGGGGCGGACCGGGAACGCAACGCCGGUCCCAGGGAACCGGACAGGCACCUGUGCUCAGCUCCAUCCGCCCCCUCGAGGCACCUUGCAAGUUGUCCGUGGAGAUGGCACCUCACUGGGGACUGUGCUCAUGUUCCACUGUCCCUCUGGACACCAGAUGGUGGGGUCUGGCCUCCUCACUUGCGCCUGGAAUGGGAGCAUUGCUGACUGGUCUUCAGGAAGCCCUGUGUGCAAAGCCAUCCCACCACAUGAGACCUUCGGCUUCAAGGUGGCAGUGAUCGCCUCCAUUGUGAGCUGUGCCAUCAUCCUGCUCAUGUCCAUGGCCUUCCUCACCUGCUGCCUCCUCAAGUGUGUGAAGAAGAGUGAGCAGCACCGUGCCGACAGGACCACACAGCUUUGGUACCAGCUGAGAGGCGAGGACCUGGAGACGGUACAAGCCGCCUACCUGGGCCUCAAGGGACACAACAAUAACAGCAGCAACAUCCGUGUUGGCCGUGGUGGCGGUGGUGGCCAUGGUGGCUCCAGUGUCGGCGGCAGCGGUGGUGGCGGAGGUGGCGGAGGUGGCGGCAAGCCAGGGCUUCGGCACAGCCAGGCCCAUGACAACCACAGCUUCACCACAGACCUCAGCGACAUCAGAGAGCAGGCUGGUGUGACACGCAGUACGGACAAAGACCCCUGGACUUUCGGGAUGGCAACUCAGAGCCCUGGUGGCUCCUCCAGCUCCCCAUGCACUUAUGUGAUGGUCCACCCAAUGAACUCUGCAGGGCCGGCCCCUGGAAUGCCCAUGAGGCCCAAAGUGUACCUUCCAGGGUGACCCACCAGUCAGAGGCCUGCCUGCAACUCAACACUUGCCCAGUUGGAGAUGGGCCAGGGGAGUCACAUCCAUGUAUAGAGAGCCCUUGGGAGCCAGCUGACUAAUGGUGGGGCCCCAGCAGGGAACUGUCUGUCCUGGAAGAGACCCCUGUAGCUGUUACAGGACCUGCUCAUUGAUCUGCUCCCGGGAUGAGGUCCCAAAGAAGCUGCUCCAUGACCAGAGUUCUUUUAAAGAGACUGAGACAUUUUAGCAGACAUAGUUUUGCAUAGUAGACUGUGAUAAUGUUAAUAAAGUACUUUGAGCAAUA
Messenger RNA from Onychomys torridus (southern grasshopper mouse), 1179 nucleotides. RefSeq names its product sushi domain containing 3 (gene Susd3). Gene Ontology annotation, cellular component: plasma membrane. The transcript is spliced from 5 exons. The record is from RefSeq and is a predicted model, not a curated record. The coding region runs from base 18 to 872 and encodes 284 amino acids. Lineage: Eukaryota; Metazoa; Chordata; Mammalia; Rodentia; Cricetidae.